Molecule: messenger RNA, 4495 nt
Organism: Columba livia (rock pigeon)
Lineage: Eukaryota; Metazoa; Chordata; Aves; Columbiformes; Columbidae
Gene: BRI3BP
Product: BRI3 binding protein
Exons: 3
Coding region: 51-764 (237 amino acids)
Cellular component (GO): mitochondrion
Source: RefSeq, a predicted model, not a curated record
CGCAGCGCGGCCUGCAGGCGGCGCUAUAAUAGCGGCGUUCCCCGGCGGCCAUGGCGGCGGGAUGGUUGCCGACGCUUCUCCUGGUCCUGGCCCUGCUUUUGGGGGGCCCGGUAGGACCGGGGGUUCGGGGAGCGAGAAGCCGAGGAGCUGAGAAGCAAAACAGCCUCCGGCGAGCCGCCAGCGGGCUCUACCAAGGGGUGAGCGGGAUAUUCGGCGAGGACAACGUGAGGGCCCUGCAGAAGUUUUUCUCCAGGUUGACAGAAAGAUUUGUGAAUGGGGUGGAUAUAUUAAUGGACACAUUCUGGAGAAUAUGGACUGAUUUGUUAGAUGUCCUUGGAAUUGAUGCCUCCAACUUGACUCAUUAUUUCAGCCCCGCGGCGAUCGCCAACAACCCGACCCGCGCUCUUCUGCUGAUCGGUGCCAUUUUACUUGCCUACUGGUUUUUAUCUCUCUUCCUUGGAUUCUUCUUCUAUCUGCUGCACAUGCUGUUCGGUCGCUUCUUCUGGAUUGCCAGGGUUGCCCUUUUCACCCUCUCGUGCGUGUACAUCCUCCAGAAGUACGAAGGUGACCCAGAACACGCCGUCCUGCCCCUUUGCUUUGUUGUAGCCGUCUACUUCAUGACGGGGCCGGUUGGAUUUUACUGGAGAAGAAACAGCAGCAGCAGCCUCGAGGAGAAGAUGGACCACCUGGAUAGUCAGAUCAGACUCCUGAACAUCCGUCUGUCCAGGGUGAUCGAAAGCCUGGACAGAGGCAGUGACCAAUAAAGCAGUAGCGACCACUGCACACCAGCGCUAGAGAAUUCCUAAGCACUGUCUCGUUCGAAGUUACAAAGCAACAAAAGCAUCACAUGGUAAAAAGUGUGCCAAGUUAGAACUUUUCGUCAUGUGUAAGACUAAUUUAUCUAGAUUAUACACUCAGCCAUUAUACUUGUAGGAGAAAAAAAAAUCAGCUGUAUAUUCAGAGUUUUAUCCAGUACUAGAAUUUUCUCCGUAGAUAAAGGCUUACUUUUACAAGCAUUUAAAAACAUCUUUUGUAAAGUUUUUAUAAAAGCAAAUUGAAUAGCCUUUCAGAUAUUGAAAUUCAGCUAAACAUAUGCAAAUUUGACACUUAAAAAGUUAAAAAGAAAAAAAAAAUCUCAAGCUACCAAACACUUCCAUUGAGAAGUACCUGCUGUGGGUCCACUUUGUUGUUUUUCGAAGUAGUGAAUGUUUCCGUUGUAUUGUGGGCUUAUUUCAUUGCCUGAAGUUGCCUUUCAUAGAGUAUGGGAUGAGGAAUUUUCUGGUAUGCAGGCCAAAAAAUUCACACCAUAGCUUUUAACAGGAGGUGGGGAGUAAGGGAGAAGGAAGUUUUCGUAGAUCCUUAAAUGCCGGUCCCAAAUGAGGAGUUGGGAAGUGCACGUGUGGCAUCAUUUCAUUGCAUUUCAUCGCAACAACUUAAAUUUGGUGUCUGAAAGGAAAUGUGUUUUAACAGUGAUACAGGAGGAGGUGAUGUAGUGCGGCAAAUUGUAAUUCAUAUUUGAUCUUCACAAUGAAGCAUUUUCUCAGCAUAAGUGCAUGUCAUAAAUCAUGAUUUUUAUCUCUGGACCCACGCACUUUCUCAAAAAAGGCAGCAGUUAGAACAUUUGCAAAUGUAUUGUUGCUUAAAGCUUUCUCAGGACCAAUAAGCGGCAAUAAAUUAUCUUCAGGAAGAUCUGGAUUUUUUUCUAAAAUUGUAAUAGUUUUAUAGAAGCUUUUUGCUUGAAGUCCGUGUCCUCGCUCUAUUGCAUUUUAGGGAAAGCGAGUCACCUUAUGAGAAGGGUGCAUUAAACAGCUGCGUUUCAAAGUGAUGUAGGAGCUUUGAAGCCUUUUUUUUUUGAAGGAUUGUGUAUUUGUAGGCUUAGAAGCUGGGUAGGGUACCACUGGCUUUGUAACGGAGGGAACCUCAGGGAAGAAAGUCCGAGAAGAGGUUUAACUCGGUGACCUGAACCGUAGUGCUGAGCACAGCAUCCAUGCCACGAGAGGGGAAACGGAGCUCGGCUGCAGAACUGUGUGCCGUGACAGCUACACCAGUACAGAAACACAGCACCAAAACGGGGGCUGUGUAGGGACUGGCUGGAAGGGAAGGGGAACAGGACUGGCUGGGGACGCUGAGCUUGGCUUGGCUGAGCUCGGCUUGGCUCUUGCUCUUCGGCCGCUUCUUUCCUUGGGCAGAGCUUUUCUUGGAUGUGACGCUUCACUGAAUGUAACUGCGGGGUGAAUUUAUUUUUCUCUUCGUGCUGAAGUUUAAUACUCUUCUUAAAAUGUGUGUUACUUGCCUAACCUCUUUUGGUCUGUAUGUGACAUUUACAUGAGGGGUUAUUUUAAAAUCCACUUUAAUGGCCUUUAUCCCAACCUGCGAUCACUUAAAUUCAACACGGUUGAAGUUCAUAUGCAGUUGGCACUGUUGGAAUCUUUUUUUUUACGUCAUUUGUAAAUCCCCCUGCACCCCAUUCUUUUGAGAAAUACACAUUUAGAGUCGCAGCGUCACUGCUUUUCAUAACCUAAAAUCUUUCCCGUGAACAGAUAAGUACCAUGGCAACAAAUACUUCGUAAAGCUGAAAAUGUAAAUUACAGUAUAUUCCUUUUUACAGCUCAUUUUCCAUAGUAUUGCGGAGUCUUCCUUGUAAACUCAGUUUUCCGUGCUGUUGCGCACAGGGGACUGGGCUCAAAUGCCAACCUGGAAAUGAGGAAUUCAUUAGCAAAGCUUGUCAGGUCGUUACGUGUUUUGCUAAAUUAGAGGCCCGAGGACUAAAGUCUGCAAACGUCGGUCGUGGAAGCCGCUCCAUCGCCUUCAGUAGGACUCUGCACAUGGGUCAGUUUUGCAUAGAAUGUAUUUUAUGGAGUCCAUAUUGAAUGUUGAAGUUAAAAAUACUGAAUUGUUUAUAUAUUAAGAGUUGUCUAUGAUAAAGAAUUAUUUUCAAAUGCUCUAUCAAAGUUAAUUUGGAUUAUAGUAUCUCCCUGUCUCACGCUGAUCAUUUAUCUUAGUUUUGUAAAAUCAGCCCUCCUGUAUUAAUGCUCUUAAUUUUGAACACCCUGCUGCUUUAAAGUAUUUUUAUAUUUACGCGCAUCCCAUGUAUAGCUAAAUGUUAUGUGAAAAGCAGUAUAUAUAAAAUGGGAUAUUUUUAAUCAGUAUUUUUCCCAGCUCUUGGUUUCCAGGUUAGUCAAAUUCAUAAGUGAUGAUUAUUUUUAAAGCACAAUCUAAUCUUCGAUAUAUAGCUACUUUAAAAACGCUCUGUGAUUUUAAACACGCACUGUAGUGGAGGCGCUUUCGGGACAUGAAUGUGGUGUAUUUAAUCUCUCUCGGCUUUUGUAAAUACCUUUUACAGAGAUUUUCCAUACCAAACGCUCUGGUUUCUCCCCGGCGGUUUUCGCUCUGUAGGACGUGCUCUGGUGCCGGUGCUGCUGUUGCGCUGCCGCUGCCGGGGGCGCCGCGCUGGUGUCGCCCCAUCACCCACCGAUAAACCCCGACAGAAUUUGAGAGAUUUGCUCAAGUCGGUGGCAGAAAUGGGAGCAAAACUCCAAUCUUGCCAGCCCAAGUCACCAAGCGACGGUUAAGACGGGCGUCAGACUGUCCGAUGUCAGGAAUUCCGGGAGGGUCUUGAGUGUUUUAAACUUUGUACUUUAAGACCUAACGUUUGAAACUACUGUACUAUUUUCAAGACAUUCACAUUUUUGCAAAACUCGUUUAUUUGGAAGUACGCGCUUCACCUGUAGAUAAACUGAUCUGUCGUGUUUUGGAAUGUGACGCUUUUACAAGUGGCAUUGGGUGUCGGGGUACAACGCGUAGAGCCUGGUGUAGUUCAGUGCUGUGCUUAGUGCGUCCGUCAACUCGUGAUUUGCUUUUCGAGACUCGUUGCUCCGUUAGUGUGGAAAAUAGACCAGUAUCAAUCUCCGCUCUUGGGUGGCGUGGCCGUUUCUAAGUGUGUUUCGCCUCACGUUCUGAUCUGUAUUCGGCAGCUAAUGACGUAAAUGACCAUGAGUUCUCUUUGUCUGGGAAAAUCAAAGGUUUUACUGUAUCCGCAUGUAUUUUAAACUUUUGGAUAAUUCCAUCGAACUGUGAUGACAGCACAUUUAAAAGUCAAUCUUUUCCUUUUAGCCAGAGGUUCUAUUUGCCGUGGCAGCACUUGUUCUCGACACUGGCGCUAGUGAUUUCACAGCCUGUUUUGUACAUCAGAUUUCAGAUUAUAGUGUUUUAAGUUUGUACAACAGUGUUUAUGUAAAAACAAAUAAUUCGGUCUGACGAGAUGAUAUAUGUAUACUUUUGACAUAUGAUCCAUAGGGAGAUAUUAGAUUCUACUGAUAAUAUUAAGUAGUUACAAAUAUAUCAGACUUAUUUUUUACAGAGCUAUACAUGCCUUUAUUUAUUACUUAUCUGACCACCCAAUCGAUGUACUAUGUAGUUCAAUAUUUGUAGACCGAUUUCACGAAUCACCUAUGGUAUUGUGACAAAGCUUAAAAUAAACGUUUACUGAAACUUU